AUGGUUAUUUCAUCACGACAGUUAAUACUGCUAACUAUUUUCGCAAAUUAUGUGACAGCAUUCUGUCCAAGCCUUGAUUCAUGCACCUGUGACGAUAAACCUGAUGGUUAUUAUAUUGACUGUAAGGGUCCUAUCGAUACAUCCCUGUCUGGUAUUAUACAAUUACUAGGUAGACGACAAGUGCAAAAGCUUACAGUCACUAACUCUUCAUGGCCGGUGCUUGAAGAAUUGCCACCAGCCAAUAUACGGUCUCUCCAGUUGAUCUCAUGUGGCAUCAAGAAAAUUACGAAUAUAACCUUCGCCAAAUUAGCAGAUAAUUUGGAAGAUCUAACAAUUACCAAAAAUAUGCUCACAACUGUGACAUUUCUUGGUUAUUUGCCAAAGUUAAUUUCGCUCAAUCUCAAUUAUAAUCAGUUAACAGAUUUACCAGAUAAUGCAUUAAAAGGUGUCGAAAGUCUACGACAUUUACGCCUUGAGGGAAACAAAAUUUGCUCACUUUCAAGUAAUUCAUUAUUGGAUAUCAAGAACAUACUAGAACUACUGGACUUGAGUGACAAUUGCCUGAGCAAUAUACCAGCACAAAACCUAAGAAACUGUAUCCGGCUGAUGUAUUUAGAUUUAUCCCAUAACGCUAUCAAGGAAAUUGCCAAUUUUCAACUUAUGAAUUUACCGUUACUCAAGGAACUACGAAUAAAUAACAACCAAAUAAAUUAUAUAGCACCGAUGGCAUUCAUGAAUGUGCCACUUCUGAAACAUCUCGUCUUAAGGAAUAAUUUAAUUUCUUCUAUUGAAACGGAACGACUUUUCCAAGUCUUCAAAAGUCUUGAAGUUCUAGAUUUGUCUGAAAAUAUGCUCAAUAAGGUACCAUCAUUCAAAGAAUUAUUAAAUCUGCGACAGAUUCAUCUCAAUCACAAUAAAAUCUCAAGAAUUGAGACGCUUGCAUUUAGUUCCAACAGAAGGCUUCAGCUAAUCAGCCUGCAGUGCAACCAAAUUACAGCGAUGUCACGGAAUAGUUUUGAUUCAUUGGAUGAGCUUGUUGUUCUCAACUUGGCUAAUAAUGCUAUCAAAAAAAUCGAACGCGUAAUGCUCGAUGGGAUGCGAAAUUUGCAACAACUUAAUUUAAGAAAUAAUUCUCUUAGUGUGUUGGAAAAUUCGACGUUUACAUCAGUUUCACAAAUAACAACCCUUGACCUGGCGCAUAAUGGCAUCCAUACGAUUGAAAAGGAUGUAUUCACGCCACUUAAAGAUAUAUUCUGGCUCGACCUGUCAUCCAACCUCAUCAAAGCAAUAGAAAAGGACACCUUCAAAGAAAAAAUAGCUAACAUCUUGCUAAAUGACAAUCCGCUUCACUGUGAUGAAAAAUUGGAUUGGUUGGUGAAUUAUUUGGUGGCAAAUCAGGUGCGAACCUUCUUACCCUACCAGACUGAGGUACUGUGCGCCGGGCCGGAAAAAUACGCCGGUGUUCGACUGAAAGAACUGAUGAUUGUGAAAGCCAAUGAAACAAUGAGCAAGGCGAGACAUGCUUUUUAUGCAAAUGGUCAAAGUGAUAUCGCAAUUACGCAGCCGCCAAAUCCAUUUGAGAUGGUACCGGUUAUUGGCGCCCUCACCGACGCUAUUCCCUCAGUCCAGAAUAUUCCUGGGAUCAAUUACUUACCUAAAGCAAAUGGAGAACGUAUUCUUGACGCUCAAAAAUUUAACAGUGCUAUUGAACAGCUCUCUUCACCACUCACUCGCGUCAUAGCUGGUAAACAACCAGGACCAGCGGAUAUUGAACAGUUUCUCCAGACUAUUCCGAAUUUGGUUGUUAACAUACCCGGCAUCGGUGAUGUCGACGUAAGCAAGCUUCCACCGAAUAUAUUAGCACAUGUAUUGCGAGGUGGACAAAUUCCGGGCUUACCUUCGGAAGCUCUGGACAAAAUUAUGAAGGAAUACCUCAAACGCAUGUAUGUAGCAGCAGAGACGGCUAAACGGGAAAGACUUGUGACUGCUGAAUUCCGUAAUUUAUUACCGCCGGAAACGCUACCACAGACGCUUACAACUCAAGUAAUGCAAGUAGCCGAUAUGUCAUAUCCUGAUCGACGACAAACACAAAGCAUACGGGAUUACUAUAUAUCACAGUUGGCAGUGAGCAGUGCUCCGGACCAGCUGGAAAACUUGUCAGUGGAAAAGUCGAGAAGUUUGUCAUCAACAGUAAUCGAAGUGAUAAGAAUGCUACCACCUGGUUAUAAUAUCAGCAGGAUACCGAAACCGGUGAUUGAUGCCUUAUUUCGUGGCGAGGUGCCCGAUUUUACGCUCCUUCCCAGUGAACUUCAACAGCACCUUCUCACAGAUGGAUAUAGAUUGAUUGCUGCGUUGUCCACCGAUGCUAAUAAGACAGUGGAAGAAAUGCUACACAAUUUGCCGACAUUCAAACGUCCAAUAAAGCCUACUUUUAUUCCAUAUGAUAUCAAUGAAGUGACCAACGACCUAACGCAAACUAAACAACGAGCUGAGAAAUUGGUUCGGGUCCAGUACUACACUGCUUUAUUACUUGGUUUUGCCGGAGCAGCUUCUAUAGCAAUCUUGGGUUUAAUAUGUGUAUAUAUGAAGCGGAAACGCUUGGGAGAUACAGAACCAAACAUCGAUGAAGAUUCCCUAGUGAAUCCGAAUCAAAUGGCACAACCACAACAAUCAAGUACAAGUGGAUCAAAGAUAGAUGCUUCUCUUAUAAAACAUUGUCAACAUCUUUCAGGGAAUUCUCAUAUGUUCAAAAUUUAA
Molecule: messenger RNA, 2757 nt
Organism: Loa loa (African eye worm)
Lineage: Eukaryota; Metazoa; Nematoda; Chromadorea; Rhabditida; Onchocercidae
Product: leucine Rich Repeat family protein
Exons: 15
Coding region: 1-2757 (918 amino acids)
Molecular function (GO): protein binding
Source: RefSeq, a predicted model, not a curated record